ACUCCCUUGGUGAUCAGCCUCCAGUGCACUAUCGGAAACACCUGGAAGAAGAUGGAGUGGCAGAUAUGACCCAGUUAGAAGACCUACAUGAUGGUGCAGUGUUGUACAAUUUAAAGAAGAGGUUUGAACAGCAUAUUAUAUAUACAUACAUUGGCAGCAUUCUCUUAUCUGUGAAUCCAUAUAAAAUGUAUAACAUUUACGGGACUGACGCCGUGUUGAAAUAUAAAGGGAAAUCAUUCGCAGAAAACCCACCACAUCUCUUUGCCAUUGCUAAUGUGGCCUACUCAAAGAUGGUUGAUGCCAAACACAAUCAGUGCAUUAUAAUCAGUGGUGAAAGCGGAUCAGGCAAGACUGAAGCCACCAAACUGGUUCUCCGUUAUUUAGCUGCCGUGCACCACAAACACAAAGACAAUGUGACACAACAGAUCCUUGAAGCCACACCCCUUCUGGAGUCCUUCGGGAAUGCCAAAACAGUUCGAAAUGAUAACUCCAGUAGGUUUGGGAAAUACAUUGAAAUAUUUUUGCAGGAUGGGGUGAUAUGUGGUGCCAUAACCUCGCAGUAUCUUCUUGAGAAGUCGAGGAUUGUGUUUCAGGCCAAAAAUGAAAGAAACUACCACAUUUUCUAUGAGAUGCUGGCAGGACUCUCGAGUCAACAGAAGCAAAGAUUCUACCUUCAGGAGGCUGAGACAUACUACUACCUGAAUCAGGGUGGAAAUUGUGAAAUUUUUGGGAAGGAUGAUGCGGAGGAUUUCAUCAGGCUGCUCAGCUCAAUGGAGGUGCUCAGUUUUAGCCCAGAUGAACAGAACAGCAUCUUCCGCAUUCUCUCUUCAGUUCUUCACCUCGGGAAUGUCUACUUUGAGAAAUAUGAGACAGACUCGCAGGAGGUUGCUUCAGUGGUGAGUGCUCGUGAGAUCCGAGUGGUGGCAGAACUGUUACAGAUCUCUCCUGAGGGGCUGCAGAAAUCCAUCACGUAUAAAGUGACGGAAACCAUGAGGGAGAAGAUUUUCACCCCUCUAACUGUGGAAAGUGCAGUCGAUGCCAGAGAUGCCGUUGCCAAGAUCCUUUACUCCCUGCUCUUCACUUGGCUCACUGACAGGAUAAACAAGUUGGUUUCCCCCAAGACAGAAUCAUUGUCCAUAGCUAUUUUGGAUAUUUAUGGAUUUGAGGAUUUGAGUGUUAACAGCUUUGAACAGCUUUGCAUUAAUUAUGCUAAUGAGUACCUACAAUACUUCUUCAAUAAGAUCAUCUUCAAAUUGGAGCAGGAGGAGUAUAUCAGAGAACAGAUCGACUGGAAGGAAAUUACUUUCAGUGACAACCAGGCUUGCCUUGAUCUUAUUUCACAGAAGCCUCAUGGAAUCCUUAGGAUACUGGAUGACCAAAGCACCUUCCCACAGGCAACUGACCACACCUUCCUGCAAAAAUGUCACUAUCACCAUGUCAACAACCCCCUGUACUCAAAGCCAAAGAUGCCUCUGCCUGAAUUUACUAUUAAACACUAUGCUGGGAAAGUGACAUAUCAAGUCUACAAAUUUAUUGAGAAAAAUCAUGAUCAGGUUCGACAGGAUGUCAUGGAGUUGUUUGUCAACAGCAAAACAAAGAUUCUAACUAGUCUCUUCUCUGGACAAACCAUGAAAAUCAUGUCAACUAGGAACAAUACCAUCAGCCGUAGAUACCAGGCUCCCACUGUGGCAGCCAAAUUCCAACAGUCUCUGAUGGAACUGGUGGAGAAAAUGGAAAGCUGCAAUCCUUUUUUUGUCCGCUGCAUCAAACCAAACAACAAAAAGGAAUCCGAACUCUUUGAGGUUGAUGUUGUCAGCUCUCAGCUACGGUAUUCCGGAAUUUUGGAGACCAUCCGUAUCCGGAAGGAGGGCUAUCCUGUCCGCAUUACAUUUGAUAAUUUCAUCAAGAGGUACAAAAUCUUACUGGGACUGACAAAUCAGAUAAAGGCGGAUGGCGAGAACUGUGUAACCAUCUUGAAACAGAUCAUUCCUGUCAGCAGAGGAACAUACAGCAUCGGACUUACCAAGCUUUUUCUCAAAGAGAAUUUAUAUCACACUCUGGAGAUCAAACGGGAUGGUCUCCUGCUCAUUGCCUCCCUCACCCUGCAGCGAUACGCACGUGGGUUCUUUGCAAGGAAACGCUACAUAAUGCUCCGGAGGACAGUCAUUCUGCUGCAGGCUUCUGCCAGAGGUUACCUCACCAGGAAGAAAUUUCAAAAGUUUAAGGAAAGUUUGAUCAAAGUACGAUCCAUCAUCCUCAUGUUUACGAACCGCAAAAGAUUCCUCAGACUACGAGAACAGAAACGUGAGAGGAUUGAGAUGGAACAAACGAUGAGGGAAGUGGUGAAUGUUGCUCACCUGGACAUUCCUGCUGAGUUGGCUUUCUUACUCCAAGCUGCAGCGGCUCUUGAAGAAAACCACAGUGAUUGUAUUAUCCAGAUUGAAACUCCAAAACUACAAUCAGAGGAACAGCUAGUAAUGACUCUUGAUAUCAACAACUACCCUUUCUCCAGAUUUGUACGGGUUCACUUCAAGAAACACUUAUUCGGUAUGUUGACCACUCCACUGGAUGAAGCACUGAUCCAAUCAGAAGAAGAUUUGAGUGAAGAAGCUGUUAUGGUCUUCAAGCUGAUAAUGAGAUUCAUGGGUGAUCCCCAACUAAAUGGAGCUCAAGAAAUCCUCUUUGGUGAUUACAUAGUCCAGAUCGGGCUGGCUAGCCCUAGUCUGCGAGAUGAAAUCCUUGCUCAACUAGCCAAUCAGGUGUGGAGAAAUGCCAAUGAUAAGAAUGCAGAAAGAGGCUGGCUCUUAUUGGCUUCCUGCCUCAGUUGUUUUGCUCCCUCUUCCAAGAUGGACAAGUAUCUGCUGAAGUUUGUGUCGGAUCAUGCUUACAAUGGGUUUAAGUCUGUGUGUCAGCACAAGCUCAUGCAGGCAAUGCAAAAGACCAGGUACGGUCCAGGGGGAGCCAGAAGCUUCCCGCCUUGUCUUCUGGAGUGGGCAGGCAACAAGAGGAAAGGCAACAUUGUUUUAGAAGUCUCCUGCUUGGAUGGUGUGAACUUCCUGUGCCCAGUGAAUUCCUGGACCACAGGAGAGGAACUGGGACAAGAUAUUCUGCGACACAGGGGUGUGACAGAAGGCUGGCGAGGUUGGUCAGUGGCAAGGAAGAGUAAAGGCGAAUGGGCCGAGCUUGGAGGCCAUGACUAUGCAAUGGACCUCGUAUCUGACCUGGAACUCGUGACAGCUUUCCCAAGGCAGAAAUUCUACUUCAUUUCCUCUGAGGAAAAGGCAAGAAGCCAGAAGAACAGAAAUGUCAGUGUCUUUGGCCAUGGUUUCGACUCAGAUGAUGAUAUUCCCUCCCCUCCCAUCGCACAGGCAAUUCCUGCUCCUGACUAUUAUUAUUCUUAUUCCAAUGCCUUCAAUGAACACCGCUCUCAAAAAGGACUCGAUCAUUAUCUUGAUAGCCUGUUUGAUCCUGUUUUAUCGUAUGAAAAUGGGGAUUUGGAACGGUCUUCCUUAGUGUCAGCCCGAAUGAAGGGAGGUGGGAAAGUAGGAGCUGGCAAUGGAGACGAGGCUCAGCUGACCCCUGUGAAAUCUAUGGAGAUCCCUGGAGCCCAUCGAGGCUAUGACCCUUCCCAAUUGAAUGCCCAGCAGCAAGAUUUCGUAAACCAGCAAGCCUACCUCCUGGCCCAGCAAAUGACCCUGCAGGCCAUGGCCCUCCAACAGCAAAUGACAAGUGCCAGCUCACCAGACUCCAGCCUGAACUAUGACCCUAAAGCUGCCAUGAAAGACACCAACAGCACCCACAGUGCACCAAUCACAGCAUCCAAACCAAAAGUGAACUUCCCUGGUCAGACUAACGCUGCCAACAAAGACCCAGCCCAGCCGCUGAUCUCCCACAAUGCUGCCAAAGGGAAGGCACCUGUCAACAGGCCCAGUGCUGCUCAAACCCCAAAACUCAAUGUUGCAACACAAGACCCUGUCCGUCACACCACACUCAAUUCAGAGCAUUUUCCAGAGCCAACACACAACAUCAAGGAUAUCAUCAAGCAAUACGAGCAGCCAGCAACUCAGAAGAAAACUGGGCCUGUUAUCAGAAAAGAAGCUGGAAAGGUAUUCACCAAGAAAAUGGACCCUCAUGAAGAGGCUAUGUUUAUCUUGAAAGGACAGAAAAUGCCACGUAUUUCCCAGAAACCAGCACCUGCACCGUCACAGGAAAAGAGUUCCAAAGAAACCGUUGCCAUGGUGAAGCCUGUCAGUGGCGUGACACUGAAGAGCAGCACCCAACUAGUGCCAGCUGUCUCUGCCAGACACCCUGUGUUCUCGGGAGCUUCGAUUUCUCGGGAGCUGACAGGAGAAGACGAGAAGAUCCAGACACAGCUACAUGGGCAGCCUUGUGAGGGAUACUACACCUACAGCAAAAUGCCCUGCGAUAUCUACAUCCGCAAAGAGGUAUUUUAUCCUAAGGACAGUUUCCACAGCCCUGUGAUACUGGAUCUUAUUUUCAGACAGAUCGUGAACGAUACAUUCUCUGAAACUUGUGUGAGGCUGAACAAAGAGGAGCAGAUGAAGAUGAAAUCUUUCCUAGCUGAAAACAAGAUUCAAGCCUCAACUCUGGUGAAGGAUGAAGCUAUCAAGAGGAAGACUGUGAUGGUGGCCAGAAAGACUUGGGAUUUUUAUUUCUGCCGUCUGUUCCCUGCCUCCGGCAGUGUGGGCACUGGAGUGCAGAUUCUGGGAGUCUCCCAUAAAGGAAUCUGUCUACUGAAACUAGUGAGAGCCAGUAGCACAGCAGCAGAGAAACUGAGGGUGCUCAGGAGCUACAGCUACUCAGACAUCUUGUUUGUCACCAUCCCUUCUAAGAAUAUGCUGGACUUCAACCUCACCAAUGAGAAGCUGAUUCUGUUUUCCUCCAAGGCUCCACAAGUUAAGAGUAUGAUCGAUUAUUUCAUCACGGAACUGAAGAAGGAUUCUAACUAUGUAAUAGCUGUGAAGAGUCACAUCACAAACAACAGCUCCAACCUAAGAUUCCACAAGGGAGACAUCAUCCGCUUACAACCCAUGGAAGGUCUCGAGAAAGGUCAGUAUCGUUGCUAUGGCUGCAUCGUCAGAAAGAAGGUUAUAUACCUGGAAGAGUUAAAGAAAUACAUUCCUGAUUUUGGGUGGAAGUUUGGAGCUUUCCAUGGCAGGUCUGGGCUAUUCCCCCUGGAAUAUGUGCAGCCUGUGGCUGCCCCAGACUUUAUUCACCUAAGCACUGACAAGAAAGAGGAACCAAUGGACAAAAAGGGCAAAGUAGCAGCUUCAGCCUCGGCCACAGUGGCAGCUGCAGUGGGAUUGACAGCAGCAGCUGAGGAACUGGACAGAAAGUCAGAGGCCUCUCCACCAUCCAGUGAGUUUGUAGAUAGUAUACCUGAAUACGUCCUUCAGGAUAACCAGUACACCAUGAUUGAAUUUGCCAAGAAAUACUUCCGUCAGCCACACAAAUGGGAUGGUGGUGAUUUCAACAAAGAAAAAUCUAAAAAAGGCAAAGAUCCCAAGGAGCCAGCUGAGCUGAUGAAGUACACAAAGACUCCAAUCCAAGAGUCCCUGAUUGAGUUCUCGGAUGAGAAUAUGAACAAGAUAGCAGCUGAGAUCUUUGUUGCUGUCAUGAAAUUUAUGGGGGAUCAUCCACUCAAAGGACAGACAGAACAAGAUGCUGUCUAUACUAUCCUUAAGCUGUGCGGGGAACACGAGGUGAUGAAAGAUGAAACCUACUGCCAGAUUAUCAAACAGAUCACUGACAACACCAGCUCCAAAACUGAUAGUGUUCAGCGAGGUUGGAGGCUGCUCUAUAUCCUCACCGCCUAUUACAAGUGUUCAGAGGUGCUCAAACCUUUCCUCUUUAAAUUACUGGAGUCUGUCUGCAGGAUGCCCGUUGCCAGUUUUCAAGGAAUUGCUAAAGCUUGCGAUCACAACCUGAAGAAAACCUUCCUGCUCGGAGGCAGGACCCAAUUCCCAGAUGGCAUGGAGCUCAAAGCUAUGGUGGCUGGGAGAAGCUCCAAACGACAAGUCUUCUUGUUGCCUGGUAACGUGGAGAGACAUCUGAAGAUAAAAACCUGCACAGUUGCGGCUGACGUGAUUGAAGAUUUUUGCAGCGAAAUGGGGCUUCAAAACCCAGAGGCUGCAGAUGAAUAUUCCGUGUUUGUCAUCACCAACAAAGGACAAAAUGUACAUCCACUGAAAAAGAAAGAUUACAUCCUUGAUAUAGCUGCAGAAAUGGAGCAAGUUGAUCAAAACUUCACUUUCUGUUUCCGACGUGUGCUCUGGUUUCAACCACUCAAGUUUGAGAAUGAGCUGUGCGUGACUGUGCAUUAUAAUCAGAUUGUUCCAGAUUACCUAAAAGGACUCUUGCAUAUCCUGAAUCAGGAUAUGAUGAGUGACAGUCAGCUCCAGCAAGUGUCAAAGUUGGCAGGUCUACAACAUCGGGCAAAAGACAAUCUAUACCUGCCCACCAUCCGGGAGGUGCAGGAUUACAUACCUGCACAGAUUUACAGAGAUCAGCGGCCACAGCCUUGGUUGAACAUGGUGACACAGAAUAUUCAACAUGUUCAGGCCCUUAGCUCUCACCAGGCCAGAGCCCAGUUCCUUGGACUUGUGAGUGCAUUCCCCAUGUUUGGAUCCUCAUUCUUCUACAUCCAGAGCAGCAGCAACAGUGCGAUUGUUGCCCCUUGUAUUCUGGCCGUCAACCAGAAUGGACUCAAUUUCCUCAACAAGGAGACUCAUGAACUGAUGGUCAAUUUCCCAUUGAAGGAGGUACAGUCCACCCUAACUCAGCGAUCAGGCCCUAGUGACAGCUAUCCAUAUGUGGAGAUUAAACUGGGAGACUUGAUGUCCCAAAGAAUAACACAACUUCAGCUUGAUCAGGCUUUGGAAAUGUGCCGUGUCACAGCCAUGCAUGUGGAGUCCAUGCUGCUGGCUCGAGAGAAGAGGUUGACUCUUCCCCCCAGUGAGAUUACCUUGCUGUGA
Carcharodon carcharias (great white shark) is the source of this 6995-nucleotide messenger RNA. RefSeq names its product myosin XVAa (gene myo15aa). The coding region runs from base 66 to 6995 and encodes 2309 amino acids. Gene Ontology annotation, molecular function: protein binding; cytoskeletal motor activity; ATP binding. Lineage: Eukaryota; Metazoa; Chordata; Chondrichthyes; Lamniformes; Lamnidae. The transcript is spliced from 65 exons. Gene Ontology annotation, cellular component: cytoskeleton; myosin complex. The record is from RefSeq and is a predicted model, not a curated record.